GAAUGCACAUAUCUUGACACCGUAUAUGUAAAUUGUGUGUGUAUUAGUAAAUAAAGACACGUGGCAUAGUGGUUAGGAUGUCACACUCACACUUACAAGAUCAUAUUUUCAAUUUCCAGACAGACAGUGACUUGUGUUCGUGAGCAAAACAUUUCAUUUCACGUUGUUCCAGUUCACUCAGCCAUACAGCUGUAAAUAGGCAACCUUGUGACGGACUGGUGCUCGAUCCAGGCGAAAUGUUGGCCAGCCUGCUGAGUUAAAAUAGUGGUAUCAUUUGAAAAUUGAAACACAACGAAUCGCAAUGUGACCAGCGCUGUAUAGCAAUAUCCGAAACUUUGGUUGAUACCGUAGCGAAAAAACUUUGAUAAAAAUAUUUUAGAUCAAAGAUGUCACAGAAAGAGGAAUAUGAUCUUGAUGGUCUCUGUAUUGAUUUGAAACAAUUUGGUAAAUUUCAAAUUCUUCAAACAUUAACAAUAAUGAUGUCUGCGCUGUUGGAAUGUUUUUCAUUGCUACAAAUCGUUUUCCUGGGUUAUACUCCAGAUCAUCAAUGCAAAGAUCUCUCAGAGGAACAGCUGUCCAUAUACAACGUGACGUCAUACGAUGUCAUCAGUUAUGAGAAGUGUCACAUUAACAUAUUUCGUGGCUUGAAAAAUGUUACGGAUAAACUCUCCUGUAUUAACGGACACAACUUCUCAGCAAAUGAAGAUGUCUCUUUUGUGGUAGAGGUAAGAAUGUUAAUAUUUUAGAUCUUAUUUAACCUA
Octopus bimaculoides (California two-spot octopus) is the source of this 761-nucleotide messenger RNA. Its product is annotated as organic cation transporter-like protein. Gene Ontology annotation, biological process: transmembrane transport. Gene Ontology annotation, molecular function: transmembrane transporter activity. Lineage: Eukaryota; Metazoa; Mollusca; Cephalopoda; Octopoda; Octopodidae. The record is from RefSeq and is a predicted model, not a curated record.